This is a messenger RNA of Oldenlandia corymbosa var. corymbosa, 1568 nucleotides long. NCBI's taxonomy places the organism in Eukaryota, Viridiplantae, Streptophyta, Magnoliopsida, Gentianales, Rubiaceae. The record is from the annotation of a GenBank genome assembly.
GUUUUAUGUGGAAUUGAUUUUUUAAAUUUUGGCAGAUCCCCAAUUGUCCCCCUUUUGUAGAACCCUAAUUUUUCCCAAAAUCGGCGAUUUACACCGAUUUCUUCUCUAUUUGGAUCUCUAAUUGGCCGGAGCAUUACAUUUGGCCUCAGAGCUAGACCUUCCUUGGCAUUAUUAGAUCCAAUUUUUGAUUUUCCGCUCAAAAUUGACUCUGAUUUCUGGUUCGAGAAAGCCUCUGAAACCCUCAAUUCCCAAAUCAUCUUCUUCAUUUCCCUCUCUGAAAAUUUCGUCAAACCCGUCUUCCCUUUCAACAAAUCCAAUUCCAGUGACAAAAAUGACACGAGCUAGGGCUGCUGUUGAUGAAUCAGUGAAGGAAUCAAACAACGACGCCAACCCUUCUCGUCUCGAGGGCCUUGAAUCGCGUAUGGUGUCCUUGGAGUCGAAGUUCGAUUUGUUAAUGGCAUCCAUGGCAGAUCGUGACGCCAAAGUCGACAAGAUGAUGGAGUAGUUCCAGCCGAUGAUGCCACGUAACCCGGAGAAGGCGCCGGUGUCCGAAGUUUCAUCGCCGACGUCCCCUACACCUUACCGGCCGCCGUUUUGCACAAGUCAAGGCUGAGAACACUCGAGCCACAUUCAAAGCGGCCAUGGAGAAGGGAAACGGACGCUCCCCAGUCAACGCCAUGCACGUGGAACAGAACAACCACACACGCAUCGGCAACUCGCCUGGUGAUGGCCUUCCACCAGAUUUCAUCACUCCCGGAGGGUCUCAGGGUGAUAACAACCCUUGGGGACACCAGACUUAUCGGUGGUACCACCAUCCCCGACUGGAUUUACCGGUGUUUUCUGGCGACGAACCACAGAAUUGGUUGCGCAAAUGCCGUAAGUAUUCUCAGAUGCAUCACAUCCCGGAGGCAGAGAUGGUGGAUUCUGUGGAGCUGUUUCUCGAUGGAAAGGCAGAUACGUGGUUCCAGGGGGUCAAGACUGCCUAUGGUGUGGUGAACGGUACAAGCCUGGACAUGUUUGCAAGUUCGGACAGGUAAAUGUGAUGCUGUGUGAAGAAGUAGCCAAGGCAAAUGUCUUUGAAAAUGCACUAUGGACCAUUGACGGUGAAAUGGUAGAGCUGAGCGAGCUACCUCAUGAUGGUUAAUGCUUUCAAGCUGGCAGCUUCUGAGAUUUAUCCAGGAUGCUGCAUUUUUCAGGUUGCUGAAAUGGUGUUCCUUUUGGAAUCUGUUUGGUUCGAGUAGUACUUAUUUAUGCGAAUAAUUUUGUUGUUUAGUUUUGUUCCAUUGACUAUAUCCUAUGGGUAGUGUCUGCUUAGUAGUAAGCUUUAUGUCAGUUUUACUUUUCAGUUUGAGUUGUAACCUUGUAAAAAUAGUGUUGGGGACAACACUGUUUUUAGUGGAGGGGUUUGUCAUGGAUUCUCAUAAUCCAGGGACUCAAUUGCUUUAAUUUAAUAGGCUAAAGGUUGUUAUGUAAAUAUGCCAACUACCAAACUAUAUAUAGUCUUGGUUGGGGCUAAAUUAUCAUUAUGGAAGAGUUUUAUGUGGAAUUGAUUUUCUAAAAUUUGGCAG